AUGAACAAGGAAAUUGUGAUUGGCGCAAACAGUUACAAUAAGCUCAAGCUGCCGCCCAUGACGCUCGUGCUGCUGGAGUUCACGAGCAACGACUGGUGGCUGCGCGACAUAAAGCGGGACUACAGGUUCGUGGAGGCGAUCUUCAAGGAGGCCGGGCACCCGACGCAAAUGCGCUACCUGCGUCCGGGCAAGGAGACGGAGGACGUGUGGACAGCACGCCGGCAGUGCCACUUCUCUGCGAUGCACGCGCGCGGUGCGAAAGGGCCGGAGAAGUGCUUCGGCACGGAUAUCUGUGUGCCGUUGCCGAAGCUGACGGAGAUGAUCGACUUCACGGAGGAGAAAUUUCAGGAGGCAAACAAGGCGUGCUACCUGUGCGCGCACAUCAGCGACGGCAACUACCACCUUAUCAUUCCGUACGCCGACAAAGCGGAAUUUGAACUCCUGCAGUCGAUUGAGGAGAAGAUGAUCAAGAAGGCAAUUGCCCUCGGUGGCACAAUUACGGGUGAACACGGCAUUGGUUGUUGCAAGGUGUGUUAUGUGGUGCAGGAGCACGGCCAGGCCCACAUCGACGUGCAGGAGGCGAUCAAGAAGGCGCUGGACACGGACAACGUGAUGAACCCCGGCUGUUUUUACCCCUCCCAAGUGGCGCAGUACCAUCCAUCGCAUCUGUAA
Leptomonas pyrrhocoris is the source of this 672-nucleotide messenger RNA. RefSeq names its product d-lactate dehydrogenase-like protein. The transcript has a single exon. Bases 1 to 672 code for a protein of 223 amino acids. The record is from RefSeq and is a predicted model, not a curated record. Gene Ontology annotation, molecular function: flavin adenine dinucleotide binding; D-lactate dehydrogenase (NAD+) activity; D-lactate dehydrogenase (cytochrome) activity. Gene Ontology annotation, biological process: lactate catabolic process. Gene Ontology annotation, cellular component: mitochondrion. NCBI's taxonomy places the organism in Eukaryota, Euglenozoa, Kinetoplastea, Trypanosomatida, Trypanosomatidae.